This is a messenger RNA of Klebsormidium nitens, 2505 nucleotides long. NCBI's taxonomy places the organism in Eukaryota, Viridiplantae, Streptophyta, Klebsormidiophyceae, Klebsormidiales, Klebsormidiaceae. The record is from the annotation of a GenBank genome assembly.
AUGGCAGCUAAAUUUGGCGGCAGCCUCUCAACGCUGCACUCGGGCGGGCUCCCGGCAGAUUACCUGGAGAAGCAGGAGCAGAAGACCAGAUAUGCCCAGCAGCAGAUCCGAGACAAGAAGGAGCGUCUCCGUCGGGAGAAGGACGGCGGGGGCGCGCGCGGCCCUUUCGAGGCAAAUCCGCAGACAGUCCACCAAAGGCGCCUCCUAGCUGACGGGGGGGCGGUCCUCGCAAAUGCGAACGGGGGGCCGGAUGACAGCUUGUCACCACAGUAUUCGCAACCCCCCCAUUUGUCAUAUCAAGGGCGGGAGGCUUAUGACGCAGACCGCUCAUACCCUAUGCGAAGCCCAGAGGCUUAUAACGCGGAGCGCUCGUUUCCUGGGCGGAGCCCGCCGUACAAUUCGACGCUGUCCCCGAAUUCGGACAGCCAGAAAAACUGGUCGCCGGCAGCGGACGGUGUGAAUGCGCUCCCAAGCGCCACGUGGCAGAGCCAGAACGAGCCGUGGUCGCCCGGGGGGGCGAGCCAGACGCUGUCUCCUGAUUCCCGGUGGGGGGGUGAGUCGGGGCAGUCGGUGUCCCCUCCGAAAGCGAGGACUUUCAUGAGUGGCGUGGCGGAUCUGCACGGGGUGAAAGCAGCAGAUCGCGUGAGAGAAGAGCAGAGACGGCAGGAAUACGCGAUGGAGCUGGAGCGACAGGUCCAGGAAAAGGCGCGCGCGAAAGCCGCGGAACGCGAAGCGCGCAUCGCCCGGGAGCGUCGGGAAGAACAAGAGGCGGCAGCAUACAACCCUUGGGGUCGGGGCGGGGGCGGGGCGCCCCUCCGAGACCCGACCGGGGGAAUCAUUACCGAGCUUCGGGGCAGGAGAACGCAGCCUGACCAGGCUUCCCCCGGGCACUAUGCAACCGGUUCCAGCCCGGGAUCGUCAGGAGCGCUGGGCCUCGGUGGAUUCCAACCGGCCGAGCAACAGACGAAUUUCCGGCGGCGGAACCACUUCACGUCGGGGGCGGAGCAGCGGAACGGGGUGACGAGUCCCCUGGGACGGUCGGUAGAGUUCGCCGGGGAGACAAUGAGCCCCCGGUUUGGGGGCGUCGGGUCACCCCCCGGGGGACCCUCCCGGGAGGAUUUUGCUGAGCAAACAAGCGCAAGCGGGCAGGCGUGGCAGGAGGAAAAGGACGCAAACUGGGGUUCGCCCACGUCACAAACUUCGGACGGUGCGAAGGACGCGGACGGCGGGAACCAUUCGUACGGGCGCAUGCGGCAGGAGCGGAUGUCCGAAUGGGAGCGCGCGCAGUUCGCGCAGAAGCAGGCAGCCAAGGAGCGCGUUCAGGCGGAGUUGCGUGCUCAGAUCGAAGAAAAGAAGCGGCGGAAAGACGAGGAGGACGCGCGGCGACGGCGCGAGGAGGAGGCACAGGAGCGCAGGAUUGCGCAGGACCAGGAGCGAAUGCGCGCCGCGUUCGAAGCCGAGCAGGCCAAAGCGCGUGCUAAGGCGACGCAAUUCGAAGCCGCGGCCGCUACUGCGGCCGCGCCCGCCGGCAAGGCGGCCAAGGGUAGGCCCCGCGGCGGACAGGUGGUUGAGAUUUCCGGUGACGAUAUCAAGUCUAAGGGUCUUGACAAGGCCUUUGAGGAGCCGGCCGCGGCAGCGCCGCCGGCCGCGCCAUCGCCGCGACGGCGACCGGGGCGAGACCAUAAAACGUCUGCGGACGAGGGUCUGGACGCGGCCGCGAGCGGAACGGAAUCGUUUUCGAACGCCUUGACGGACAGAAGAGACGAAGUAGAGAAGGAGAGCUUUGGCAGACAUCAAAGUGGGCCAGAUUUAGGUCCGUUCAGAGGGCACUUGUACGAUCCCCCAGUCAGCAAGUCGCCCCUCGGCAGACGAGCCGCACUUGGUAGAGUCGCGGAAGAGGACUCGCCGGACCGCCACGUGGGCGGCGGACCGGGGCGCCACGUGGCCGACGGCCAUUCACCGGGAGGAGGCUUCUCGGAGAUGGAAAAGUUCCAGAUGCAGAUGCGGCAGGAGCAAAUGGAAAUGAUGCUCAGACUCGAACGGCAAGAGAGAGAGCUAGGCGAUCUGCGCGCGGCCGCGCUGAGCUCGCAGGCUGAGGCACGUGCCGCGGUGUCGGAGCUCGAGAAGGUGCGAUACGCUAUGCGGCUCGGGGCCUCCCCCCUGGCGCGGAGCACAGACUCCGGGAAGCUGAGCUUAGAGUCGCCGGUGGGGCGGCUUGAGCUGGCGUUACUGCCCAUCAACAGCAGCUUCGAUUUCGGGGGGGUAGACGUCGCGGCUUCGAUGCACUCGGAAAGCAUGAUGAUCUACCCCCCAAACGCGAAGCUCGCGGGAGGCAGCCGGUUGCCUACCAGGAGCGGCCGGGGGGGGCUUCUACAGGGGGGAGAAGGGGAGGCGACGUAUGACCCGAUCGCGCUCGCGAGCGCGCGGCCGUUGUCGUCACUGCCCGGGGGACGGGCGAUGCAGAAUAGGCCGCCGUCCGCUCGGAUUGCUGAGUCGAGCUCGUGA